AUGGAUCAAGACGACGGUCAUUAUGGGGGUUCCCACUCCAUGUCAGGCACCUCCAUCAUUGGAGCGGAGGAUGAAGACUUUGAGAAUGAUAUUGAGCCGCAUGUUGAUGACCAAAGCAGUUAUUUCCAAAGCAUUGAACUAGUGAAAACGCACCCUGCUUAUAUUAUGGUGUUCCUGCAUCAUGUUGUACUACAGUUUGACCCAAGCCCAGUGCUCUGUUACCUCCACGUGGAGAUCUUAAGAAGCCUCACAGCCAAAGAGGGAAAAAAGCUUUUCAUGGAUUUCUACAACACGUUCCUCAUGAAAGGAGCAGUUUUGCGUGUCCAAAUUCCAAGCAACAUCUCCUUUGAACUGGAUCGGACAAGGCCAGACCUCAUCCAAGAUGACACACUGAAGAAGUACCUCCAGGAAAUUCAGGCUUACCAGUUUCCGGAGAUUGCCAGACAGCUGGAAGAUUUCAGGACUAAACGGGUAUUGGGUAUGACCCCUGGGGAGACAGAACUAAAAGAACUGGAGUCUUAUCGGACCAAUGAUAAAUACAUCCUACAAUCCAAAGAGAAACAGCUGGCAGAGCGCCUACUGGGCAAGCUGGAUGAUAUGCACCCAAGCAUCUCUUCGGACGAGGAGAAAAGCUCUGCUAUUGUUCAUGCCAUCGUCAUCUACAUGAAGCACAUCGGGGUGAAGACCAAGGCGGCGGAUAGCAAAAAAGCCAAAAGUGGCUUUUUCCGGAAAAUGGUGUCUGCUAAGAAGCCAGAUGAACCUCCAAAGAGCAAGAAACCGUUCAGCAUCUGGAACCGCAAUGAAACACCUCACAAUGUUGAUCCCAGGCCGAAGGUUGAGCCCGAAGCUGACAAACAAGGGACCCAGGAGAGAAGGGUCAGUCAUGGGCAGAGGACCUUUGACAGAAGUGACAGCAAUCUGGUAAAACCCAAAGCCACCAAUGAGGGGCCGGAGCCCGGUGUAUCUGUCACCAUACACCCUCCACCCAGUGAUCCCAGCGACAGUGACACAGUGUCUGAUGGAACAUCAUCCCUUGAUGUCACCGAUGUGUCCAAAGGGUCUCCAACCACAGAGCUUUGCCCAACAGACCAGCAAGAGGACAGUGCUGAGAAUGACAGACGGAAGAAAAGGAACUCUAGUAAACUGGGCCGCUCAGAGAGCCUUCGAGUUUAUGAGCGCAAGCGUUCCCAGCGAGGUUCAGCCAAAGGCAAGCAGGCGCGCUCUCGCAGCGACGUGGACCUGGAGGCUGCAGCCCGAGCAAACGACAUGCAGCUCUCUUCAAGCAAAUCCGGCUCUAAAACAGGCAACUUCACUCCUGAGCCUGGAGGGAGUGCGGAGGGUCCGCUGUCCUUUCUGCUUCCCCAGUCUGAGGAGACUGAGCCGCGCGUUUUGGAGAUCGAGAAUGACCCCCCAAACUGGAGGGAACUCGUCCCCCCUGAAACACUCCUCAGGCUGACGAAAAGCGAAAUCAAGCGGCAAGAGGUCAUCAAUGAACUGCUGUUCACGGAGCACGCUCACGUUCGGAUGCUGCGUGUCCUGCAUGACAUCUUCUACCUUCCCAUGCAGAAUGCCUGGAUACCCAACAUGGAGUUGGAAAACAUCUUCCCCAGUCUUGAUGACCUUAUAGAGGCUCAUGCCUUGUUCCUGGAAAACUUGAAAAAGCUGCGUUCGGAGAACAACUCCAUUAUCCAGGAGAUUGGGAACACGUUGCUACAGCGGUUUGAUGGUCCCGAGGGACAAUGGUUUCAGAAAAUAUCUUCGAGGUUCUGUAGCCGACAGCCAUUUGCCUUGGAACAGCUCAAGCAGAAGCAGAAGAAAGACGCCAGAUUCACCCAAUUUAUUCAGGAGGCGGAAAGCCAUCCUCAAUGCCGCCGGUUACAGUUAAAGGAUAUCAUCCCAUUUGAGAUGCAAAGACUGACCAAAUACCCCCUACUACUGCAGAACAUUGCAAACCUCACGGAGGAAGAAGAGGAGAAGCAGAAAGUAAAAAAGGCAGCUGAGAGUUGCCGACAGAUCCUGAACCAUGUUAAUACAGAAGUCCGAGAGAUGGAGAAUAAGAUGAAACUUACUGAUUACCAAAGACGUCUUGAUAUAUCAAACUUGAAGCAGAGCAAUGACCCGCUAUUCAAUGAGUUCAAGAACAUUGAUAUCAGCAAGAAAAACCUCAUCUAUGAGGGAGCACUUACUUGGAGGGUCAGCAAGGACAAGUCAGUGGAGGUUCACGUCCUGCUGCUGGAUGACAUCAUGAUGCUGCUGCAGAAGCAGGAUGACCGUUUAGUCUUGAAGUGCCAAAGUCGGACGCUCACCCCAACGCCUGAUGGGAAGCUGAUGCUGAGUCCGAUCAUUAAGCUGCAUACGGCAAUGGCUCGAGAAGUGGCUACUGAUAACAAAGCCUUCUUUGUCAUAUUCAAAUGGGAGGACAGACCACAGAUCUAUGAACUGGUGGCUCCUACCAUAUCUGAGAAAAACAUGUGGUUUUCUCUAGUCAAACAGAAUACUGGACAUUUUGAACCUGCUUCACGCAAUCCAAGACCUUCUUUUACUAAUCCACGCAUGAUCCCACAGAGCCCCUCAGAAUUUAGUGAGAAUGGAGCUUCCCUGAAAGAGUCUGUUACUAAAGAUGAAAAAGAGUCUUUGGAGGAAGCUGUUUUAGGACAGGAGAGUCUUGGGGACCCUACAGCCCUUAUGGAACAUCUGGGCCACAAUUUGGGAGGGAAUGUAGCCAAUGAAGCUCUGGAAGUGGUGUCGGUGCUGAAGAGGAUGCUAGUACGUAACAUCCGCCUCAGCAUAGAUGCAGAUUCGUUCCCAAACCUGGUGAGUUUAUCCGAAGAAACUGCAGGAUCUCAAAAUGCACCUGAAGAAAAGCCUGCCAAUGGAGAUCAGGAGGGAGAUGACUUUGUUCCAGAGUCUGAGCGAGAAGGCAAAGACCCAGGAGAGAACGGUCAAGACCUGGCCUCCAGAGAUGUUGGAGAGUUUAUGUGCGCCCCCAUCGUACUAUCUCAGGAGCAAUCAGAUGAGGUUAGAACUCACAUCCUACUACUGGAAAAGAAAGUCUACCAACUCAAGUUGAUAGAAGAGGAUUAUCUACACCUGCAAGGGACAGUCGCCAAAUUCCCUGUAUCACAAAGUAGUUUUACAUGAAACAGGUGACAUCUUGCCACAAUCUGCCCGUUCAUCACUUCAUGUUCACCAAGGACGAUAGCAACUCCAUGCCAAAACUUCCGUCUUGGUGUUUCCUUUGGGCUGGAUAUGCGGGUUGGACUAAACAAGACUGCCAGUCAUAGGACGUGGGUGGGCGACCCUUUUUUAAAGGAGGCUCCUGUUUUAUUUCCAUUGGCCAAGACACAAGUGCCUUUUUGUUUUUUAUAUGAAAUUUUUUUCUGGGACUGUAGCAGAGCGAGAGAUCUAAACAUCUCUCUCUAUAUACAUAUAUAUAUAUUAUGUAUUCUUAUUUUUUUUUCUUUAAGUAUAUAUAUCAGAUAUAGAGAUUGUUAUUGUAGCUGUACAGUAAAAUGAUCUUGUUUGCUUAUUAGAGAAAAGACUGGUCUUUCGGUGCCUCCUCCCUAAAUUUUAUAAAGAUACACAAUGGAAACCAAAUUCCAAUGGUUUCCUAUCCGGAGCAGAUGGGACCAUGGGAUCAUAUUCUGACACUUCUAUAUCGAGGAAAUGAAAGGAUUAUGAAAUGAAUGGCUUAAGAGGACAAGGUUUUGGAAGCGGAAGUAAUGCGGUACGUUUAGUAGAAGAUAACUGAAUGGGAUGGUGCAAAGCCUUAAAGGAUCACGCCAGCCGUGCUUGGUAUUUCAAGUUUUUGGGUAGGUGUUGGCAGGUUGAAUUUGUAACUAGCUUCCUAUGUCUCUCAGCGGCUGCACAGCAGGUUCACCGGGCUCUUUCUCCAACAUACCUUCAUCUCAUUCAUUCU
Nanorana parkeri is the source of this 3919-nucleotide messenger RNA. It is a transcript of the gene ARHGEF1, whose product is annotated as Rho guanine nucleotide exchange factor 1. Gene Ontology annotation, cellular component: cytoplasm. The record is from RefSeq and is a predicted model, not a curated record. Gene Ontology annotation, biological process: intracellular signal transduction; G protein-coupled receptor signaling pathway. Gene Ontology annotation, molecular function: G protein-coupled receptor binding; guanyl-nucleotide exchange factor activity. The transcript is spliced from 32 exons. Lineage: Eukaryota; Metazoa; Chordata; Amphibia; Anura; Dicroglossidae. The coding region runs from base 1 to 3141 and encodes 1046 amino acids.